Molecule: messenger RNA, 2805 nt
Organism: Trachemys scripta elegans
Lineage: Eukaryota; Metazoa; Chordata; Testudines; Emydidae
Product: vitamin D3 hydroxylase-associated protein-like
Exons: 15
Coding region: 186-1955 (589 amino acids)
Biological process (GO): fatty acid catabolic process
Molecular function (GO): fatty acid amide hydrolase activity; amidase activity
Source: RefSeq, a predicted model, not a curated record
GCUUGGAAACACGGGGGAGGGGGGUUGCCCUCGCCCUGCCUGUGGGUUUCAUUUCCAGCCGCUCCGGGUUGGCGGAUGCUGCGUGGGGUUAAAGUGCCCUGCCUCUGCCUUGCUUUGACAUAGCAUCUGAGUAGCCUGGAGUUAUAGCAGCUGCUCCAGGGUCACAGCGCCGAGCGGGUCUCACUAUGACCCUAGAUACGCUGAGGCAGCUGCUACCUGAGGUGGAGGUGGGCCCUCGCCUAGUCUCAGCCCUGCUCGGCAGCUCGGCUGCAGCCAUCCUGGUACUGAAAUGGAUGGGGCAGAGACGGACGCAGAAGAAGAUGGAAGAGGCGAGGAGAAGGAGAGAGCUGGGUUUGGGGCAAAUGGAAAAGGCUGUUCAGCAAUUUAAACAGCAGAACCCAGGGAUACAGGCUGGUCACAUCCUCUCCCUGCCACUUGUGGAGCUGGCUGAAAAACUGAAGGAAGGUUCCCUGUCUCCAGAGAGCGUCCUCUACACGUACAUGGACAAGGCCUUGGCGGUGACCCGGGAGGUGAACUGCCUGAGACAUUUUAUUCCGGAGUGCGAGGAGCAGCUACAGGAAGUGCGAAGGCAGAAGGAGAAAGGGUUAUUGUAUGGCGUUCCUGUCAGCAUCAAGGAUCACAUUGGCUAUAAGGGCCACCUCUCCACCUGCGGCUUUGUGCAACUCCUCAGCAGGCUGGAGCAAGAGGACAGCGUGAUGGUCAAGGUCUUGAAGAGACAGGGGGCCAUUCCGUUUGUACUAACCAAUGUCCCCCAGUCCUUAUUCAACUACGACUGCAGCAACUCGAUCUUCGGCCAGACGGUGAAUCCGCUGAACCACCAGAAAAGCCCCGGCGGCUCCUCCGGAGGGGAGGGGGCGCUGAUCGCCGGAGGAGGGUCCGUCCUGGGCUUUGGGACAGAUAUAGGUGGGAGCAUCCGCCUGCCGUCCAGCUUCUGCGGGCUGUGCGGGCUCAAGCCGACGGGCAACAGGCUGAGUCUCUCUGGAAUUAGCGGCCCUAUUGAUGGGAUCCUAUCAGUUACAGGAGCGGUAGGACCAAUGGCGAGGGACGUGGACAGCCUGGCUCUGUGCAUGAGAGCGCUCCUGUGUGACGACAUGUUCCGCCUGGACCCCACCGUGCCGCCCCUGCCCUUCAACGAGGAGGUGUACUCCAGCUCUGCCCCUCUUCGGAUCGGGUACUACGACACAGACGGCUAUUUCCUGCUACCCCCCUGCAUGAGACGGGCUGUGCAUGAAACCAAGGAGAUUCUCCAGAAAGCUGGACACACACUGGUGCCCUUUGCUCCUCCUCGGCCUGACUACGUCAUGAAUGAGCUUUUUGUGAAAGGGCUUUUUGCUGAUGGAGGCUCCACUUUACUGGGCAUGUUUGCAGGGGACGUUGUGGAUCCAGGCCUGGAAUCCCAGGUGAAUUGUUAUAGGAUUCCAACACUGGUGAAAAAAAUGCUGGCUCUUACGGUUCGACCUCUGUUUCCACGCCUGGCGGAUUAUUUGGCUGCUCUGUGUGGAGUGAGGUCCAAGAAAUUUCUGUGGAAGCAGCACGCCCAAGUGACGGCUUACCGCAUGGAGUUCAUCGCCGCAUGGAGGAAACUCAAGCUGGAUGUCGUGCUGUGUCCGGUUCUAGGUCCUGCCUUCACGGUCGGCUAUCCUGGGAAGUUAUUCGCUGCUGUUUCCUCUACCAUGUUGUACAACGUCUUAAACUUCCCCGCGGGGGUUGUGCCGGUCACCACCGUUACGGAGGCUGAUGAGGAAGAUCUGAAGCAUUACACAGGGCACUACGGUGACCCCUGGGAUAGGACACUGAGGCAGGCUGUGGAAGGAGCCGUGGGGCUGCCUGUUGCGGUGCAGUGCGUGGCUCUGGCGUGGCAGGAGGAGCUGUGUCUGCGGUUCAUGAAGGAAGUGGAGACGCUCGCCCGAGGGAGGAAGAGGAGAAAAGUGUGACCUCUCAGGGGGUAUGUCUCUCUAAGGAAUCCAGCUAUUCCUUCCCAGCCAAUAAAAGGAUUGCAAAAAGUCCUUUCAGCAAAACAAUGCAAGGUUUCUCUCAAGUAUUUACUUGGUGUCUAAAGUGCAGGAUGAGAGCGUAAGAAUCAAUGUAUAACCAGAAACCAGCAACCAACCAACCCAGAAUAUCACCCAGCAAAACCAGGAGGGUGUGGGAAAGAGGAAUUCCCCUGUCAGAUCAGACAUGUACAAACUGUUCUGGGUCAUUUCUCCAACACGAGUGGGGGAAGAAAAGCUCCGGUCUCUUCUCCCCUCAGUGUAAAUGCAAAUGAUUCCAAUUAUUGAUGUCCUACAUAAUUUAUACCUUGGAUGUUCUUUGCACCACCACCAUCUUUAGGUCGCUCGGUAAAAUACACUCGGCGCAUCUGACACAAGGGAAGCUGUGUGGUCCCUUUAAGAAAAGGGACGGGACAAUGUUUCAGGGCUUGAGGCAGACUUAAGAUCAGACUUCAGCCCGGGGAAGUUUUCAGUCUGAUGCAGGAUGUUACGUGAUUGCAGUGAAGCCAAAAGAGAGGAGAAAAUGCUUUUAAAGGAGCACAGCAUGCCCUGAUUGGUGUCAGAGCCAGAGUCCUCAAAAAGAAAAUGGGGACAAGAGACGGCAUAAGGUCUUGUCCUGUCUUUAAAGUGAAGCUCUGCUCCCAAAAUGGGACUGUAGCUCCUUUUUACUGGUCAUCACUGAACUAGGAAUCACAAGAUCUGGGCUUUGUUCCCAGCUCUUCCAGUGUCUUGCUGGGUGAACUUGGGCAAGUCACUUCAUCUCCGUGACUUGGUUUCCCUAUAUGUAAAAUAG